AUGCUCCUCACAAGCGGCCAAAUCUCCGUCGCCAUCUCCUCCGGCGUCGUCUUCAUCUUCACAACCCUCCUGUUCCUCUCCGGCUACAUACUGCAACAGCAGACCGUGCGCUCACUGCAGCUCGCCCUGCACCCGCCCCCGACCCCCGCCAUCCCCGUCACCGACCCGGUACUGCAGAAACAUUUCGGGCAACCCCCGGGCUACGGAGGGGGCGGGUUCUUCUACGACAAGUUCCUGGCGAAGAACAAGCCGCGGGGGGGUGGGCGAAGGUGGCGUAUGUGCAGCUGGUGCGCCGGCAUGUGGAGGUGUGCGGGGCGGUGA
Molecule: messenger RNA, 321 nt
Organism: Letharia columbiana
Lineage: Eukaryota; Fungi; Ascomycota; Lecanoromycetes; Lecanorales; Parmeliaceae
Exons: 2
Coding region: 1-321 (106 amino acids)
Source: RefSeq, a predicted model, not a curated record